GCCGCAGUCAGCGCAGUGACAGUUGGCUAGUUUAUGUUAAGUCGCUGAUUGGUGUUACCGGUCGAUUUUUUGUCUCAAAACCUUCUUCAAAUCGUAAUUAAUGUCCGUACUUAACUUUCUAACACGAGGGAAAUAAUGUUAAAGAAUCAAUGAAGCAAUAACUAGUAACGUUUACUAAAAAUUAUAUUUGUUUUCGUGUAAAUUGAUCGAUAUAGUGAGGGUGCUUCAACAAGGCCAUAAUGGCAAGAUUAAGAAGUUUACUAAUAGAACUUGUGGUAGUUUUUUGUAUAAUAAACACGGUUCUUAGUGCAACUAGUAAUGAUUCAGCGAGCAGGCGAACGUCAAACGGCCAGUGCAUAUGGUAUGGAGCUUGUUAUGAGGAUCCCAACACAGGAACGACGAAAAAUUGUUACUACGAUGGUCCUCCUAAAAAAUUGGUCGACGAAGAAGCGAUUGCCAUUUUGAAAAAACGUUGUCCAGAUUUGUCGCCCGAAGCGACAUGCUGUGGACCUGAUCAGUUGCAAAUUCUCGAACAGAACAUGGCCCUCCCCCAAACCUUGCUCAGCAGAUGCCCGCCUUGCAUGGAGAACUUCCUGAAAACAGUCUGCCACAUGACCUGUUCACCGGAACACUCCAGGUUCUUAAACGUCACCGAGAAGCGUUUCGAUCCAGAAACAAACACGACUUACGUGAACGAGAUUGAUUAUUUCAUGGAAAACUCUUUCAUGGAGAACGUGUUUGGAUCUUGCAGACAAGUUAGCGUGCCGGCCACCGGCGGAAAGGUAAUGGAUCUGAUGUGUGGAGACUGGGGCUCCGCCAAAUGCACUGCCUUGAGGUGGUUCAGUUACUUGGGCAACAAAGAGACUCCUAUGGUACCGUUCCAGAUUACAUAUCACAACGAAACUGGGCCCACAAAGGGCUUCGUUCCUCUCAAUUUACCGACUGUGCCCUGUAGUAAAUCAGCAGAUGGCAUUUCACCGGCUUGCAGUUGCAUCGACUGCGAAGAGAGUUGUCCCGUACCGCCUCCUCAACCGCCACCAGUCCAGCCUUUCACAAUAGCAGGUCUGGAUGGCUAUGCUUUCGUCAUGACUGUCGUCUUUUUGGUGGGCUCAACAGUAUUUUUACUCGGCGCCUUUUUCUGUUCGGGAAGGAAAAAUUUGGGUCGAAAUGCGUACAGCUAUUCGAGGGAUGAUUUCGAUACAGGGACGGAAUCAAAUUUCGACGAGCGACAAGUGGGCUUGGUGAGCGGAGCGGAGGAGAUGCGUGCAGAAGUGGCACGACGCCUGGCGGUACCACAACAUCAUUCAUCCCAGGUGGCCCUAGGAGAUGCCGAAGAUAGCCCUUUGCAAUCUUCAAAGAGAUCUAGCAUGACGUCAGAACAAGCCCACGAAUUGGAAACCCAUUCCAUAAGCAAACAUCCCGACGACUACGAGCACGUUUCGUCGUUCAUCGAAAAGUUGGGCGCCAACACGGACACUCUACUGCAGAAUUUCUUCGAAAAAUGGGGCACCUUCUGUGCCGAACGUCCUUGGUUGAUCCUCUUUUUGGGGGCUUGUUUAGUCAUGGGACUCGGUCACGGGAUCAAAUAUCUCAGGAUCAUCACUGAUCCAGUAGAACUCUGGGCUUCCCCUACAUCUCGCAGCCGUAUAGAAAGAGAAUUCUUUGACAGUCACUUUGAGCCAUUCUACCGUACAGAGCAAGUGAUCAUUCGGGCUGUCAACCUCUCCAACGUACACCAUAAUACCUCAGAUGGCGUUCUAGUCUUCGGUCCGGCCUUCAACCCAAAUUUCUUGAAGUCAGUGUUGGAUCUACAGGAAAGAAUACAGUCGAUUGGCGAAGGAACAUCGUAUAGCUUUGACAAGAUAUGCUUCGCGCCUUUGAGGAAAGAAGGCCAGAAAAAAACAGAGGUUACUGAGUGUGUGGUCCAAAGUAUUUGGGGUUAUUAUCAGAACGAUAUCGACACUUUUGAAGAAGAUGGUACAGAUCCUCUUGGAUAUCAAACCAACUAUUUGGAUAGAUUCAUCAAAUGUGCUGGAAAUCCAUACGACCCCGUCGAUUGUCUUGCUCCAUAUGGAGGCCCCGUCGAUCCAGCGAUUGCAAUGGGAGGUUUCCUAAGACCUGGCGAAAAUCUAGCCAGACAUACAGACUAUAAGAACGCUACCACAGUCAUCCUAACAUUUGUCGUCAACAACUACCAUAACAAGAGUUUAUUGGCUCCAGCGAUGAGCUGGGAACAAGAAUUCGUUGCCUUUAUGAAGAACUGGACUGCUACUCAGAAACCCUAUUACAUGGAUAUCGCCUUUACCUCGGAGCGUUCGAUUGAAGAUGAACUUGAUAGAGAGAGUCAAGGAGAUGUUGUAACUAUUCUUAUAUCUUACAUGAUUAUGUUUGCAUACAUCGCUAUAUCUCUUGGACAAGUUAAUACUUGCUCUAGACUUCUCAUCGACAGCAAAGUUACUUUAGGUCUUGGUGGAGUAUUGAUUGUACUAGCCUCAGUUAUCUCAUCUGUUGGUUUGUUUGCCUUCAUUGGUACUCCAGCUACUCUAAUUAUUAUAGAAGUAAUCCCAUUCUUAGUCCUAGCUGUAGGGGUCGACAAUAUCUUCAUUCUAGUACAAACUCAUCAACGAGAUGUCAAGAAACCUAAUGAAACACACGCUCAACAUAUCGGCAGAACUUUAGGACACGUUGGUCCAUCUAUGCUGUUGACCAGCGUCUCGGAGAGUUGUUGCUUCUUCUUGGGAAGUUUGUCUGAUAUGCCAGCUGUCAAAGCUUUUGCAUUAUACGCCGGUAUGGCUUUGCUGUUCGAUUUUUUGCUUCAGAUCACUUGUUUCGUCAGUUUGAUGGCGUUGGACAUUGCUAGACAGUCUGCAAACAGAUUUGAUAUAUUCUGCUUCAUAAGAGGCUCGAAGAAAAACGAACCAACCGGCUCUAUCGGCCAAGAAGGUCUUCUGUAUUCCUUCUUCAAAUAUAUUUACGUGCCGAGCUUAAUGAACAAGCCGGUCAGAUGUGCUGUGAUGGUUAUAUUCUUCGGAUGGUUAUGUUCCUCGAUAGCUGUAGCUCCACAUAUAGAAAUAGGUUUGGAUCAAGAGUUGUCCAUGCCUGAAGACAGCUUCGUGUUGAAAUAUUUCAGGGCGUUAAAGGAUUAUUUGAGUAUAGGAGCCCCAGUGUACUUUGUUGUAAAAAGCGGACUCAACUAUAGUGACGUUGAUGCUCAGAAUCUGGUGUGUGCUGGAAGGUACUGCAAAAGUGAUUCCUUGGUCACCCAGCUAUACAGUGCUAGCAAAGUUCCAGAAACCAGUUACAUAGCGAGACCCUCUUCAAGUUGGGUUGAUGACUAUUUUGAUUGGGCUGAUUCCAAGCCAUGUUGUAAGUUCAACAAGACUGAUCAUAGUUUCUGUUCGCACACUGAAUAUGGUUGUCAAUCGUGUAACAUAAAAUUCGGCGGUAAAGAGCACCGCCCCCUUCCCGAAGAAUUCAGUCGCCACGUCUCGUUCUUCCUGCGCGACAAUCCCACCAUUUCUUGUCCAAAAGGAGGUCACGCAGCAUACGGCCAAGGAGUGAACUACAACACCAACACCACGACCAAAUUGUCCACAGUGGGAGCCUCCUAUUUCAUGACUUACCACACGAUUUUGAAGACCUCCGAAGAUUAUUACGAGAGCAUGAGAGCGGCGAGGAAAUUAGCAGAUAACUUGACGCAAACUGUUGGUGUGGAGGUUUUCCCUUAUUCGGUGUUCUAUGUGUUCUAUGAGCAAUAUUUGACGAUGUGGCCGGAUACGUUGUUUAGUUUAGGUGUCAGUGUUGCAGCAAUAAUGGUAGUGACCUUCCUCUUGAUGGGUCUAGAUAUAUUCUCCAGUAUUGUAGUAAUAAUUACGAUAUCCAUGAUCAUCGUGAACUUAGGAGGGCUCAUGUACUGGUGGCAUAUCACCCUCAACGCUGUAUCUCUAGUCAAUUUAGUAAUGGCAGUAGGAAUCUCAGUAGAGUUCUGCUCUCAUUUGGUGCACAGCUUUUCGAUGUCGUUGAAACCUACCAGAGUCGAAAGAGCUGCAGAAGCUUUGGCAACGAUGGGCAGUUCGAUCUUUUCGGGGAUCACCCUGACGAAGUUCGGUGGCAUCAUCGUGCUCUACUUCGCCAAAUCGCAGAUCUUCCAAGUCUUCUACUUCAGGAUGUACUUGGGAAUCGUCUUAUUUGGAGCUGCUCACGGGCUCAUCUUCUUACCAGUUUUACUUAGUUUUAUAGGAUCGCCAAUGAACAAAGAGAAAUUGGCCAACCGCCGCAAUCUCAAUGGCGACCAUUUCCAGGAGACACAUUUCGGCAGAGCGUGAUCAAGCGUAGAAGCCCCCACCAACACCAUACAUAUUAGGAGUACUCGUGGUCUCGGACGAUGGUGCCACCUCUGCUGUCAUCCGUCUCCCAAUGCCGCCCCUACGGUGCUCUAGCUCCUGAUUGCAUAUAGUCCUAUACUAGGACUCUUCAAGUAUUGUUAGUGCGAUAUCAUAAAUAUACCAAUUCGACGUUUUCUGACUAAAUUCUUGGUCGCUAAAGUGAUACGUGGCAACUCCAAAUAUGUCGAGUGUCUUAAUUUUUUUUACUUAAUAGAUCUAUUUACAUUUCUCAUGGUUUUAGUGGCCGUUUUGGUAACGGUAUAACAUACUUUUUCGCUUGAGAGGCUAAGAUUUACCGUACAAUUUACAUUUAACGGUGAAAUUAUUAGCUUUGUUCGCGGAGACAAUCCGUAGCUGGUUUGUGACUGAUUCGCAUGCACUAAAGCGUUUUCCACGUUCGCGGUGGAAAAAAUCCGGGACUUUGGCCAAAAAUUUCAUGUUCGCGGGGUUUUUCUAACUGGUUUAUGAUCAGUCAAAAGCAGGUCCAUUGGGUUUAUGGAUUAUGAAUGUUUGGUCAGCGCAAGCGCUAUGCUUACAGACACUGUAAAUUGUCAAGUUUUUUGUUUAUUAUUGAAUCCACAAGGAAAAGAAAAUGUUUUUCCUGUAGUUGGCUGUAUACCAUCAAUCACAAAAUUGGAAAGAAAUCCUUUGUAAAAGGUAUAAAAAUUUUUUUAUUAAAAUCCCUUAAAAGGGAUACAUCACAACAAAACGUUUUCGAUUUUUAUAAAAAAUCAUCAUCAGUGUUCGAUCUAAAAAUAAGUAUAACUGAUUUAAUGAAUAUAAAGUUGGUAUUUAAAUUUUGACUAAGGUUAGAGCAAGUUGGUUAUAUUUACAAACUGGAUGCUAGCUGAGCCACAAAAGAAAAAUAUCCGGGUAAAAACCCUUUACAUAUAAUAUAGAUGCCUUAAAAGUGCAUACUUCAAUAAAAAGCCCUGUGAUGGUCACAUGGCAACCAGGAUAAUGCCCUAAGGUAAUGUAUUGAGAUUUCACAUCACUCAUUUCGCAUUCAGUUGCCAUUAAGUCAUUGAAAUGUUAUCAACUCGAUUUGGAUCCCACGUGUUGGGAAAUCUCAAUACAUUACCUUAGGGCAUUAUCCUUGUUGUCAUGUGACCAUGACAGGGCUUUUUAUUGAAGUAUGCACUUUUCAGGUAUCUAUAUUAUAUGUAAAGGGUUUUUACCCGGAUAUUUUUCUUUUGUGGCUCAGCUAGCAUCCAGUUUGUAAGUAUAACCAACUUGCUCUAACCUUAGUCAAAAUUUAAAUACCAACUUUAUAUUCAUUAAAUCGGUUAUACUUAUUUUUAGAUCGAACACUGAUGAUGAUUUUUUAUAAAAAUCGAAAACGUUUUGUUGUGAUGUAGCCCUUUUAAGGGAUUUUAAUAAAAAAAAUUUUAUACCUUUUACAAAGGAUUUCUUUCCAAUUUUGUUUAUUAUUGGUUAAUUCUAACCAACUGGUUAAUUUUCGAAAUCACUAAUUCGUUUUAUUUUUUACCCUACCCAUUUCGACAAUUUCGUCUAGAUCAAGAAAAUAAAAUUAAACUUAAAAUUUAUGAAAAUAUACGUAAAGUUUGUUUAGCAGUAAAUGGUUGACUUCAAUGGUCAAUAUUUGUACUGGUACUUCAAUAGUAUAAAAGGCCCGGUUUCAGGUAAAAUUUAAAUAUGUUAGAAUGUUUGUUUUUCUAUAAUAUCAGAAACUGAAAUAGAUUUAAUUUAUUUUAAAACUCAUUUGAAAACAUUAAUUUCGGGUAUAUAAGGCAAAGCAAUAUAUUUUACAUCCGUUUUUUUUUGUUUUUGUCGUCGUAAUAUUGUAAAUUUUGUGGAUCCUUUGCUUUAUUAUAGGAGUACCGUCUAGUCAGAGUUAAUUAUCAAAAGACCAACUCUGUCUACCUCGUUUGCUUAUCGCUCCGGAGUGGUCUUAACAAUGGGCCAGGUCAGAUAAAUUUAAUAAUAUUUACGACCGCACUAAUUGAAGUCAACCAUUUACUGCUAAACAUACUUUAACUACAUUUUUUCUUGUGAAUAUACAUUGAUGAGCGCGCUAAUAACCGGCAAAAUAACGUAAAAGACGGAAACCAAAUUAAGUUGUGAGAUAAAAAGAGAUGAAACUAGUAGAGGUGGGAAAUUUGGCGAUAGAAACCUAUAACUAUACAUUAUAUUGAUCAUUUCUUACCUUUAGACGUAUCGUACGAGUUUGGCAACUACCAUUGUGACAGUAACAGUUUUAGUUGAUACUCCUCUGAUACGUCUAAAGGUGGGAAACAAUGAAUAUAAUGCAAAUUUGUAGGUUUCUAUCAUUAAAUUUCCACCUCUACUAGUUUCAUCUCUUUUUAUCUCACAACGUAAUAUGUUUUCCAACUUUUGCGUUAUUUUGCCAGUUUGUCGUUUUUGUUCAUUUUAUUGUUAGUUAUGUAGAAAGUUUGAAGCCACCAUAUUUUCUAUGUGUUUGGGAGUCCAUUUUUGUAUUUAACCCAAUUUCCUAAAAAUUGUCACUUACAACCCUUGUGUUCUAAAGGCCUCAUAUGCAGUUCUAUGUAUAUUCGCAAAAUUAGUUUACCAUGAACCUCUAAAAUCCUCCACAGAUUUCCCCCAAAAUAUUCCUCCAGACGCUUCCAAAUUACCCCAAAAUUCCCCAAUCUGGCAACUCUGGAAAAUCGUUCGCGGAGAACUGAAACCAACGCGCGACAUUAAUCCCUAAUUGGUCCGAAAGUUGUCGAAACCUAGUCAGGGACUACCUCCACAAACAAAGCUAUUGACCAAAAUAAUGGCAUCUUUCUAGAGUGAUAUCUUUAAAUGCUUUAAUAGAGUAUGUUUAUUGUUAUCGGCAGGUUAUUUUGAAUUUAAUUUAAGAUAAAUAUUUUUUAAUUAUUAUACUCAUUUUUUACCAAUCAAUAUAUGAAUAUUGAAUAUAUUGACUGAUUUAAAUACUUUUCUAUAUUUUUAAUAGUUUUAUCUUUGGAAGGAGUCCUGAAAUAGUAGAAGGUAAUGUUUUUUGUUACAUAUCUUUAAAAAUAACUAACGUGUACCUAACAAACUUAAAAAGGCGAUUGGUAUCUAACUCUUUGGUAGUGAAGUAUUGAAGCCUGAUUGAAGAUGAUUUAGCUCUGCCCAUUCAAUUACUUAUUCGGCUAUAAGGUUGCAUUGGUUAUAGCCAAUCAUACAGUGUGAUGACUAUUAAAGUUUCUUGUAUAUAACUUUUUUUCUAUAUAAAAUGAUGUGUGUUCAUUGGAGAAUUAAGUAACGAAACUUUGAAGGAAAUGCACAAAUUUAUUGAGUUGUUAACAGCUUAGGGUACAAAACGAUACUAAAUUAAUGAAUACAAACUAUUUCUUAAAACCUUUCAUAGUCCUGGCAAAACACACACAGUGGCGUGCUCGCCAUAGCAUAUAUUGAUGGAUGCGGGAAUGGAGGAAGCGCUUCUAGUGGCUAUAUUCCAUUCUUGGUUUGUAUAUAUUAACUAUUAUGGUUUUGUCUAUUACGGUUGCUAGUGUGAAGAGUUCUUGAGAUAAGUAAGAGUGUAUGGUGCUAACAUUUUUUAUGCCUAUUCUACAGUAGGUAACAAUCCCAUAUUGUGGGUGAUUAAGUGAGGUUACUAAUCUACAUCUUAGAUAGGGUUAGAAGUUGUCAGCAGUGUGUGUUUCCAGACCUGUGACUAUAUUAGCUUACUGAUGUAUUCUCUCUUGCUUCGGCUAAUGCCUUUAAUGUUUAUUUAGCAUACUUGGAUUUUUGGUCUAAUUGUCAGAUAGUUCUGAGAAGAACCAGGGUACACCACGAGGAGGCAAGGCAGCUUUAUUUUUACCCCCCGUAAAUAAUAACAUUUAGUAUCGAAAGAUUUUGGAAACAACUACUGGGUCUGUCCAUAGCAUAUAGCAAUGGCGUAGAAAAUGGGGUUCGAUAAAAACACUACCAAAUUAAUACUGUAUUUUUCAAAGGGAUGUAACAAAAAUUUAAUCGAAAUGUGAUAUUAGAUGCUCAUCAUAACUCUUUGAGUUAUCAAGAUCAAAGAGUUAUCCUUUUAACGCCAAAACUGUUACUAGAACCUUAAUAUUAAACAAAUUUUUACGAAUAUCCAAAUUCGAAUCUUUCAAAUAACUGCUAUCGUGAAAUUAUUGUCGCAUAAUUCACAAAAACACGGCAGUGUAGAAAAAAAUUUAAUCUCACAUGAAAACCACCGGCAACAUUUUUCUAGAAUAUCAAAAGUCGGUGUUUCAUAGCACGCAAAAAUCAUUUUUGUAUCAAAAAUUUUGCAAAAAUCAUUUGUAAAAAAAAAUUAAUGAAAAAUCCUUUAUAAAAGGUAAAUUUAUUUAAGAAAAAAUAAUCAAAGGGCCACAUUUACACAAAACGUUUUUCGAUCUAAGUAGAUCAUCAUCAGUACUGUUACCUAAAAUAAGUAUAACCAUUUUAGGGAAUCCGAAAAUGUUAAAAAAUUGAAAUGUUGACCAAGGUAAAAAGCAAAGUUUGGUUAUACUUUUACAGGCAAAUCACAUGCUGUGUCACCAAAAAUACAUGGAUAAAAAUUGUAAGGAUGUGUCCUUUGGCUUCCUAUUAUUAGAAAUAGCAGAUAAUAAAAGGUACAAAUAAACGUAAACAAACUAUUUAUUUUAUAACCGAACCGUAUUAUAACAAUAUACAUACAGAGAAAUUAAGAUGUGUCUUAUACCGGGUGUCCACUUAUAUUUUCCCCCAUUUUAACUGCCUAUAACUUCUAAACGGUUCAAGAUAGAAAUAUGCGGUUUUCGCUGAAAUGUUUUAUUUUAGUAAAAGUUUUGUCUGAAUGGAUUGAAUUUUUUAUAUCGCUUUCAAAUACGAAAUAAAAAAUGGCGGAUUUUUGAAAAAACUUUGUUGACUUUUUUUUAAUGGAACACCCAGUAUAUUUUUUUGUAAAUUGAAAGAAAGGAUAUUCACCUAUCCAGUGAUAUAAAGUUUUUCAAAAUCGGUUGUCAAAUCACUGAGUAAUUAAUUUUUAAAAUGAGGCGUGCAACGUGGAUAUCACAUACCCAAAUAACAUAACUGAUAUUAUAUGCAAAUAAAAUAGCAAAAUGAUAUUAUGUUAUGUGAUUUCCACAUUGCAUCUCUCAUUUUAAAAAUUAAUUGCUCAGUCAUUUGGCAACCGAUUUUAAAAAAAAAUUAUAUCGCUGGAUAGGUAAAUGACCCUUUUUUCAAGACACAAAAAAAUAUACUGGGUGUUUUAAUAAAAACAGUCAACAACGUUUUUUUUUUCAAAAAUCCGCCAUUUUUUUUAAAAGCGAUAUAAAAAAUGGUCAUGUACCUAAAAACUUGGAAAAACGGUCAUUUAUCUAUCCAGCGAUAUAAAAAUUUGUUAAAAUCGGUUGUCAAAUGACUGAGCAAUUAAUUUUUAAAAUGAGAGAUGCAAUGUGGAAAUCACAUAACUUGCUUAGUUAUGUUAUUUAGGUAUGUGAUAUCCACGUUGCACCUCUCAUUUUAAAAAUUAAUUACUCAGUGAUUUGACCACCGAUUUUGAAAAACUUUAUAUCGCUAGAUAGGUGAAUGGCCUUUCUUUCAAUUUACAAAAGAAUAUACUGGGUGUUCCAUUAAAAAAAAGUCAACAAAGUUCUUUUCAAAAAUCCGUCAUUUUUUAUUUCGUAUUUGAAAGCGAUAUAAAAAAUUCCAUCCAUUCAGACAAAACUUUUACUAAAAUAAAACAUUUCAGUGAAAACCUCAUAUUUCUAUCUUGAGCCGUUUAGAAGUUAUAGGCAGUUAAUAUGGGGGAAAAUAUAAGUGGACACCCGGUACAACGUAUACUUCUAGACUACAUAUCGAAGGCAGAACUAACAUACAGUUCUGGCAUUCACAUUCCCUGUAACAUGAUACUUUAUGCAAUUUUAGGUAAGAGUGUAUCGUCCUAAUGCAUUCGGAGAAAUGCCCGCCCACGAAGAAAGACUUGUUCAUUCUAACACUUAACAAAAAUAUAUUAUAGCUGAUAAGCAAAUUCCAAUACCUAUGACCCCCAACAAGGCAGGUGGGUUGCUUAAUUGACAAUAUGUCUUCACAUUAAGGACUGUGAGUAUCAACUGGAUUGAGUGUUGGGAACAUUUCUGAUUGAUGUCUGAACAAGACUGUCAAUGUAGCUUAAGGUUUUGUGAAUAAGGCUUUUCAUUCACAGUCAUUUGUUUCGAGCUUCUGUCAUGUGUCACAUAAAAUUAAUAUAUCUACGUCAUACGUUAUUGGUAUCCACCAUGAUACAAACCGAAGACGUAUGACGUAGAUAUAUUAAUAUUAUGUGACACAUGACACAAGCUCGAAACAAAUGACAAUCGAUGAAAAGCCCUAUUCAUCUAAUGUUACAAUAGCCAUCAGUUUGAAUCACUAACCACAAAAACCUUCCAAAUAGGACUUUUCAUUCACAGUCAUUUGUUUCGAGUUUCUGUCAUAUGUCGUAUAAUCUGUGUAUAAUUAUUAAUAUACACGGAUUAUACAACAUAUGACAGAAGCUCGAAACAAAUGGCAAUCGAUGAAAAGCCCUAUUGAUGGCUAGUGUAACAUUAGAUCGAUGAUAUCAAUGUCGUAUAAGAUACGAUUUUGAUUUUGAUCAGAGAUGAUUACUGAAAUACCGACUUUUGAAAUUCUGGAAAAAAUUUGAGGGUGGUUUUCAUGUGGCAUUAACUUUUUUCUAUACAUACUACCGUGAAGAAGUUUUGAAAACCAAAUGUUAUUUAUUAGAAAAUUUAGACACUGAAUGGUUUUUCUAGGUAACUUUUUUUACAACAACGGAAAAACAUUGUAUAAAUUUAUAUAACAGAAAUUAAAUAGAUGUUUAGUGAUAAGAGGCAAAUAACUGUUGUAGUGGACCGCUAAAGGAUGAAACAAGAUGAACAUUAUAUGGAAAAAUUACUUUUACUGAGGCUUUUUCCUUGAUUAUUGCUAUAAUUUUCCUUUCUCGAGAUUCAAGAUUUUUCGUUAAGCUUGAAGUAUACUUAAGAUAAAUUAUAUCAUCAUUGAUGGUUCAAGGACCUGACUUUAUUGAAUAGAGAUAGAAAAUAAUCUGAAGUAAUUAAUUUUCAUAUUACAUUAGCCGCAUAUUUUUUAGAGAUAAAUUUAUUUAGAAAGUGUUCACUCCUUUAGUGGUCCAAUACUUAUGGCAAUAUGUACCUAUUCAACGUUUUUGAUUUCAAUCUCUUAUAUUUUCAAUAACAGAUUUUAUGUUAGCAUAUAUUCUGUAAAAAACCAUAUAUGAACUUAAAUGAUGGUUAUGUUUUGCGUUAUUUAUCUUUGUUUAUGAUCUUUUACUGAUUAAAAUAUAAUUUUUAUUCACAAGAAUGUAAUAGCGAGUGUGAUUAUAUUGGUAUUUAUUUUUUUUUUUUCUUACAAAGGGCCUAGCCGGGUAAGAUGAUGAAAAAUGCCCCCAUCUCGAUUCAAAUUGUAUAAGGUCAACGUUUAGAACAUAUAGAGAAACUCACUUUCUGAAAUUUUUAGCCCCAUAGGUGGUCACGUGACCCACCUAGAGCCUAAUUAGGCUUUAUAUGUUUUUAUUUUUUAUCGUAGCCACAUCGAGAGCUAGCGAAAAACUUUAGAUAAAAAAGUUGUAAGUGUCAAAAAGUUCUGUCCGAAAAAAUUUUUAUUUUUAAUUUUUGGCGGGAAAUCCAAAUUUUAGAACGAUUUUAAAAUUUUAAAUGAGUAUAAAAAAAUAACUACGACAAUCGUUUUUACGAAAUAAAUUUAUAACGUGUAUUUUUGCAUAAUGUUUCACCCUGAAUUUUUUCAGAUUUUUAAAAUUGGUGAAACGUACUUUUACAAAUAAAAAACCGCAUUUUUUUGUUUUUUUUUUUUGUCUUUUUGAUACAAUUUUAUUCAUGGUGUUUAAAAAAGGUAACACCGUAACUAGGAUAGAUAAAAAACUGAAAAACAAUUGGGGUUUGAUUAAUCAAAAAAAUUUUGUAAUGCCAUCCAUUUUUAAGAUACAGAGCGUUGAAGAAAAUAAAAUUUUACACAUUUUUUACGAUUUUGCCGAAACUACUGGCAAAAUUGUAAUAAAAUUUGGCUGAUUUUAAGAGGUAGUUAUUGUGCAUUUUUUGACACACAAUUAAGAAUUUUAUAUUCAUCGUUGGCGCGCAUACGGGUAAUGGUCUGAAUUUUUUAAAGAAAAAAAGAUAGUACGCCACUGACAUAUUUCAAAUUAACAAUCAUUUUUUAAUUCCUCGUUCCAUUUGUGACAAAAAAUAAAAUAUCUUAACCCGUACAAAGUAUUCGAACUAGUAUGUCUAAUACUCGUAACUCAUACAUCCAUAUAAAAACUUAAUUCUAAUACUUUGGAAUUAUUAAGAUAUUUUAUUUUUUGCGUGCAAACGGGGUGUCGUAUGAAAAAAAGGGAAGAUAUAUUUUUAGUCACAAAUGCAACGAAGAAUUCAAAAAUGAUUGUUAAUUUGAAAUAUGUCAGUAGCGUACUAUCUUUUUUCUCUAAAAAUUCAGACCAUUGCUCGUAUGCGCGCCACUGAUGAAUAUAAAAUUCUUAAUUGUAUGUCAAAAAAUGCACAAUAACUACCUCUUAAAACCUACCAAAUUUUCUUACAAUGUUGUCAGUAGUUUCGGCAAAAUCGUAAAAAAUGUGUAAAAUUUUGUUUUCUACAACGCCCUGUAUCUUGAAAAUGGAUGACAAAAUUUUUUUAUUAAGCAAACCCCAAUUGUUUUUAAUUUUUUUAUCUAUCCUAGUGACGGUGUUACCUUUUUUUAAACACCAUGUACAAAAUUGUAUCAAAUAGCGAAAAAAAAAAACAAAAAAAUGCGUUUUUUUUUUAUUUUUAAAAGUACGUUUCACCAAUUUUUAAAAUCAGAAAAAAUUCAGAGUGAAACAUUAUGCAAAAAUACACGUUAUAAAUUUUUUUCGUGAAAACGAAUGUCUUAUUUAUUUUUUUAUACACAUUUAAAAUUUUAAAAUCGUUCUAAAAUUUAAAUUUCCCGCCAAAAAAAAUGUUCGGACCGAAAUUUUUUAAGCUUACAACUUUUUUAUUUAAAGUUUUUCGCUAGCUUUCGAUGCGGCUGAAAUAAAAAAAAUAUAAACAUAAAAAGCCUAAUUACACUCUAGGUGGAUCACAUGACCACCUAUAGGGGGCUAAAAAUUUCAGAAAGUGAGUUUGACUAUAUAUGCUAAACGGUGACCUAUAUGGAAUUCGAAUCGAGUUGGGGCAUUUUUCAUCAUCUUAUCCGGCUAGGCCCUUUCACCAAAUAGACUUGCUUCAUUUAUCUUCAUUACUGUAUCGAGGCUUUUAAUCUUGAGUUGUAUUUUCCUUAUGUCUAGUGCUCUCCUAAGUUAGUUUAAAUGAAUUUUUGUUUUUUUUUUUUGUCAAAUUUUAGGUAUUUUAAUAGGACAAUGAUAUUUAUGGGACUAAACAAGGGAAGGUACCUAUAUGUCAAGGAAUGAUAAAAAGAAAAAAUCAUAGUCAGUAGUUAUGUUUUUUUACUUCACAUUUUUGACACAAUUGUAUUUAUAUGUAACCUUUUUUUAAGUUAAUAACGUUACUACAACGCAAGAAACGAUAAGGAAACAUCUUUGUGCGUCCUUAGCGUGACGCUAUUGUUCGAGGUGUGAAAUUACAUAAACAAGGGAUCAUUUCAUAAAAGAGGUAGAUCCCUUGUUUAUGGAAUUCCACACCUCGAACAAUAGCACUCUUAGGUAGUUGGUACUAAUACACUGGAUGUGACCCCACCACUUUUGAUAUGUCGAUAUUUUGUGGCCUGUUUGUCUUCUUCUUGCCGUCCCAAUGUCCUAUUGAUUACUCUUUCGUUGUACAGCGUGAUUGUUUUGAAUUGUUUAUGAGCAAAAACUAUCAAUUGUCCAUGUAAUUUUAAAAUGAUUUUUAUUAUAUUAUCUUCAAAGACAAUUUUGAAUGUUUUGUUUUGUAGUUUAACAUUCCAAAAGUACUAAAAGUGCAGCAUGUCGCUGUUGUAUUUAUGUAUUUGUAACGAGAUUUUUUUGUAACUUGAACAGUGUCUAAAAUAUAUGUAUUUUGUAUUA
Molecule: messenger RNA, 14349 nt
Organism: Diabrotica virgifera virgifera (western corn rootworm)
Lineage: Eukaryota; Metazoa; Arthropoda; Insecta; Coleoptera; Chrysomelidae
Product: NPC intracellular cholesterol transporter 1-like
Exons: 17
Coding region: 240-4325 (1361 amino acids)
Cellular component (GO): membrane
Molecular function (GO): lipid carrier activity
Source: RefSeq, a predicted model, not a curated record